This is a messenger RNA of Acanthisitta chloris (rifleman), 765 nucleotides long. RefSeq names its product oleoyl-ACP hydrolase (gene OLAH). Gene Ontology annotation, biological process: lipid biosynthetic process. The transcript is spliced from 6 exons. Bases 1 to 765 code for a protein of 254 amino acids. The record is from RefSeq and is a predicted model, not a curated record. Lineage: Eukaryota; Metazoa; Chordata; Aves; Passeriformes; Acanthisittidae.
AUGGAGAAGCUGAUUGCUUGUCAACAAAAAAGCCCAAAUGCUCUCUGUAGACUGAUUUGCUUUCCGUGGGCUGGAGGUGGAACUUCUCACCUUGCUCGAUGGAGCAGUCACUUCAGCAACUCAGUUGAAGUGUUCUGUGUAAGGUUUCCUGGAAGAGAAACUCGUUCUAAGGAUCCUUUUGCAAAGGACAUGACAAGCAUGGCUAAAGAAAUUGCAAGUGUUUUGUUAAAAGAAUUGCAAGCAAAACCAUUUGCAUUUUUUGGUCACAGUUUUGGAUCUUACCUGAGUUUUGCAGUCGCACUACAUUUGAAAGAAAAGUAUGGACUAGAGCCGUUCCAUCUUUUUCUGUCAGCGGCACAUGCCCCAACUCCUGAAGGACUUGUUAACUUCAGAAGAAGAUCUGUCAUGGAUGCAGACGAUGAAGAAAUUAUUGCUUAUAUACAGACUUUAGGAGGAACUCCUGCUGAGCUUCUGUGCAGAGAAGACCUUAAGAAAGAUGUAGUGCGUACUGUAAGAGAAGACUUUAGAGUUCUUCAGACAUUUUCUUUUGAGAAGGCAGAAAUUAAUAGCCCCUUCUCAUGUGAUAUUACCUGCUUUAAUGGGUCUGAGGAUACACUGCAUCAUUUACAAGCUUGGCAAGAACUAACAAGUGGAGAGACUUCCUUUUACGAGCUUCCUGGAGGUCACUUUUAUCUGCUCGAACCUUCUAAUGAAAUUUUCUUGAUAAAACAUAUAACAAGAUGCAUAGAAAAUGCUGGUCUAUGA